ACUUCUGCAGCCAUCACAUUUUCAGUGAUGCUGGUAGGCAGAGCCAGCCACGCGCAUUCAUUCAACAACGCCAUCUUUCGUGUCCUCACCACCACAUUUCCAGUGGAAUGCCAAAGAGAAAAGGGAGCAAGCACAUGGAGAGUGUCCAAGGAGAAUUGGAAUCGAGGUAGCUGCGGUAGGCUAGGGCACUGGGCCUGGAGUCCAAGGCCGGCCAAAAACCCUCUUUUCCCCUGUUCAUCUCCAUCCUCCCAGUUCUCACUUCUCAGGGCCGGAGAAGCACAAUGGAGCGGCUCGCCGGAGCCGCCGUCGCCUCCUGCAUGAUCUUGCUCCUCCUGCUCGUCCCCUGCGCCCAGUUCCAGGGGCAACCACCCGAGGCGCCGGAGGAGGCUUGGGCCGAGGGGCAACCACCGGAGGCGUUGGAGGACGCUUUGACGAUGCUCUUGUCCGAGGGCGGGUGCGGCGCCUUCGCCGCCCUCGUCGCCAGGACGGCCGGCGUGGGCGACACGUUCCGCGAGCAGAUCGGCAGCGACCUGGGGCUCACCAUUCUCUGCCCUGACGACGAGGCGGUGGGGGCGUUCGUCCCGAGGUUCCAUAGCCUCACUGUCGACGAGCAGGCCGGGCUCCUCCUGUACCACGGGCUGAGGAUGGCUUACUCCGAGGAGCUGCACAGCCGGGUCUACUGGUUGUGGGAGGUGUUGACGCUUGAUGGGGAGCAGACACUCAUCAUCAAUCACUACAGAGGCAGGGCGAUACUUUCUCCGUGGCCGCCGUCGUCACAGAACGAGGCCAGGAUCACCAAGACUGUCGUCGAUGACGACCAUCUUGCCGUCUACCUCAUCGACGCCGUGCUGAUUCCGACAGAGUCGAAGAAGCCUGACUUCUUCUGGGACUUUUUGGGACCUUUCCUGCUUGUUAUCGCUGGGCUCCUGGCGCUAUUCUUGCUGUGGCAUGCGCUUGUAUAUCUUUGUUCUCUUGUGUGCCGGCUCAGAAGAUGGUGCAAGGAUCGCGCUACUGCCUAUGUUUCGGCCGCCCGUGUCAAUCCACAUGGGCAACAAGAACAUUAGUCUGUGGCCGCUGAACAGUGCCUCGCCUCCCCUCGUAUUCCCUCGUAUGCUCUGUAGUCGUCGUAUAGUUUCAACGAUCAGGUCGCUGACUUGUGUAUAUAGUGUUUGCUCACUUUUGAAUCUAGGCUUCGUUUGGUUUAACAAAAUGUCGCUGACUAUGAAUUCGAUAUGCAGUAGUGUUAUUUUUCGAGGCAACUUCUACUGCAAGCAUCCGUCCAUGGGGGCUGGAUUAGCAUUUCUUUUAUUGCAAUAUUGAGCUAUUAUAAACAAAAUGUAGCAUGCAUGCUAGAU
This is a messenger RNA of Triticum dicoccoides, 1355 nucleotides long. Its product is annotated as fasciclin-like arabinogalactan protein 2. The record is from RefSeq and is a predicted model, not a curated record. Gene Ontology annotation, cellular component: plasma membrane. Gene Ontology annotation, biological process: plant-type secondary cell wall biogenesis. Bases 282 to 1064 code for a protein of 260 amino acids. Lineage: Eukaryota; Viridiplantae; Streptophyta; Magnoliopsida; Poales; Poaceae. The transcript is spliced from 2 exons.